Molecule: messenger RNA, 2001 nt
Organism: Symbiodinium necroappetens
Lineage: Eukaryota; Dinophyceae; Suessiales; Symbiodiniaceae
Source: the annotation of a GenBank genome assembly
AUGGGCGCCGUUCACUGCAGCUGCGUGCAGCGAGAGGCCGAGUGUGACUCAGUGAGCCCAGGAGUAAUCACCGUCUAUGACGACGGAUUGCCCACUGAACGCAAGAGUUUCCAUGCUGAAGCAUUGGAGCAGUCUCCGGAAGAAUCUCGGAGAUGGGAAUCCGAUGCCACAUUGCCUGGCACGUUUUAUGGUCGCACCGAAGCGGAGCAGGCAACUGAAGACGCAGCAAAACACAAGAAGAGUGAGGCAACAAGGAAGCCAAUCGAGAAACUGGAGGCUCCAGAGUCACUGACCGCCCAUGGCGACGAAGCAAGUAGAGGUACUUUUCCUGACGAGGAUCCUCCUCUGCCACCGCCAGCCACUCCUCCGCGAGGGUCUAGCAGGAGCACGACGAAAUCCUUUCAAGAAGGUUCUAAGACGCAGCGGAUGCCGACAGUUGGCCCAACGAGCGCGCUGCCUGGUCGUCGUCACGCUGUCCAGCUUACAACAUCACAUUUUGUUUUAAAGACGCCCUUGCAUGGGCCCUAUCCCGAAGGGAUGCAGAAAUUUGUUUUUGCAUGUGGGUGCUUCUGGCAAGCAGAACGGGGUGCCUGGCGACUCCCCGGCGUGUAUAGCACAUCUGCUGGCUAUGCUGCUGGAUAUACACCGAACCCUACAUACGAUGAAGUCUGCAGUGAGGGCACAGGGGCUGCCCAGGCCGUGCAAGUGAUCUUCGAUCCAGGUAUCAUCAGCUUGAUCGACCUGCUGCGAUGGUUCUGGGAGUCACACGAUCCCACGGCAUGCCAUACGUCAGCAAAUGGGCUUCAGUUCCGUAGUGGCUUGUACUAUUUCAACACGCAGCAACAGGAGAUCAUGGAAAUUAGCCGGCAAGCGUACCAGGCGUUUCUGGAGCGUGCAGGAAAACGUUCAGGCUGCACGAUUGCAACUGAAAUCCUGGCCGCUUCCAGCUUUCAUACGUUUCCGGGUGACGUUUUCUAUGUCGCUGAAGAAGAGCACCAGCAGUUUUUGGCGAAACCUGGUGGUGGGGGUGCAGCCCCCUCCCGAUCUUCGGACGGUGGCACGGCAGACCCUGUGGAGAAGCUGCCGACGGAGAAGAAAGUGACUGACGACAAGGAGAAGGGCCCGCCGAGCAGUACUCCCCUGCCACAGACAUUCUCGGCUGCAAAGCUGAUGAUGCCGCCUGUGCGGAAGAAGGUGGAGCCAGCAAGGAGGCCAUCCAUGCCAGCCUUGGAUCUCUCCAAGCUUGCGGCAGAAAAGGAGGCGCUUAUGAAACAGCGUGCAGCGGCAGAGACAAGCAGCAAGGCUGUUUCGGCUGCAUCCAGUGUAUCCAGUGUGGCGAAGCCGGUUGAAACCGAUUCUGCAGCAGUCGCUUCAACAGCUCCGCUGAGCGAGCCAAUUGUUGCAAGUUUGUUCGGAGAUCCGAAUGAGGAAUACGACCCCGCCAAACCGAAUGACUACGAUGAGUUUUGCAGAAGGAGGAUGCGCCAGAAAGCUGAAGAGGAAAUGGAAAAGCGCCGCCAAGAGGCAGCUGCUCGACAGCAGGCCAGCAAGGCACCCCAAGCAAAGGAGGAGGAUUUUGCAACGAAAAUGAUGAAGAAGAUGGGUUGGAAGGAUGGUGCUGGACUUGGAAAAGAGGGUCAGGGUAUGGUGAACCCGCUUGUCAUGCAAAAAACUGACCAGAAGACGGGUCGCAUCGUCGAGGGUGUGAAGCGCGAGGCGACGGCGGCGCCUGCAGGCCAGCCGGAGUCGAAGCAGGCCAAAGCGUCUCCGAAGCUGCCACCGACCCGCGUGCUUCUUCUGACCAACAUGGUCGGUGCUGGAGACGUGGACGAGGACCUGCAGGAGGAGACGGCUGAGGAGGCCAGCAAGUAUGGCAAACUCAAGAAGCCGAGCCCUCAAUCAAGAAACAGCUCAAGAGAUUGUGAACGAGCUACACGGCGAUUUGCAGAUGCCUGCUGCAGCGUGAUCAGUGUUAUGGUGUGGGAGCCCACAUGCCAGUAG